This is a messenger RNA of Esox lucius (northern pike), 3617 nucleotides long. It is a transcript of the gene dpysl5a, whose product is annotated as dihydropyrimidinase like 5a. Lineage: Eukaryota; Metazoa; Chordata; Actinopteri; Esociformes; Esocidae. Gene Ontology annotation, cellular component: cytosol; cytoplasm. The record is from RefSeq and is a predicted model, not a curated record. Bases 70 to 1827 code for a protein of 585 amino acids. Gene Ontology annotation, molecular function: hydrolase activity, acting on carbon-nitrogen (but not peptide) bonds, in cyclic amides. The transcript has 14 exons.
AUCAGUUCUGUAACAUAGCUGUAUGUUUAGUUUUGUGGUGUUGCUGCUCAGGAACUUAUACCAUUCUCCAUGAGAGUGAAAAGUGAUUACUCGACUGCGUGCCUUUUGCCCAGAGAAAAAAUGCAGAGAGCCAUCAUGUCUUCCACUUCAGCGACAACAAGGAUCUUGAUCAAAGGUGGCAAGGUGGUGAACGAUGAUGUCACUCAGGAGGCAGACGUUUUCAUAGAGAACGGCGUCAUCCAACAGGUCGGGGAGGGCCUGAUGAUCCCAGGGGGAGCCAAGGUGAUCGAUGCGUCAGGGAAACUGGUCAUCCCUGGUGGGAUCGAUACCAGCGUGCACCUGCAUCAGAGUUUCAUGAACGCCACCACCGCGGACGACUACUACAGCGGCACUAAGGCGGCCCUGGCAGGAGGUACUACCAUGGUCAUAGGGCAUGUGUUACCAGAGAAGAACGAGUCUCUGCUGGAGGCCUAUGAGAAGACUCGCUCCCUGGCUGACAGUAAAGCCUGCUGUGAUUAUGCCCUGCAUAUGGGGGUCACCUGGUGGGGGCCCAAGGUACGCGCUGAGAUGGAGAGCCUGGUGAGAGACAAAGGGAUCAACUCAUUCCAGAUGUUCAUGGCCUAUAAGGACUUGUUCAUGCUGAGGGACUCUGAGCUGUUCCAGGCGCUGCAGAACUGCAAAGACAUCGGGGCUGUGGCCCGUGUCCACGCUGAGAAUGGAGAACUGGUGGCAGAGGGUGCCAAAGAGGCAUUGGACUUAGGCAUCAGCGGCCCAGAGGGCAUUGAGAUCAGCAGACCAGAAGAGCUGGAAGCAGAGGCCACUCAUCGGGCUAUCACCAUUGCCAAUAGAGCCCACUGUCCUAUCUACCUGGUCAACGUGUCCAGCAUGUCGGCAGGAGAUGUGCUAGCUACAGCCAAAAUGCAGGGUAAGGUGGUGCAGGGCGAGACCACCACGGCGCACGCGGUCCUCAACGGUCUGCAGUAUUACCACCAGGACUGGGCCCACGCUGCGGCUUACGUCACAGUGCCCCCUCUACGCUUGGACCCCAACACCCCCAACUACCUGAUGAGCCUGCUGGGGAAUGACACCUUAAAUGUAGUCGUGUCUGAUCAUCGUCCCUUCACCACGAAACAGAGGGCAAUGGGCAAGGACGACUUCACAAAGAUCCCCCACGGAGUCCCGGGCAUCCAGGACCGCAUGAGUGUCAUCUGGGAGCGAGGAGUGGUCGGAGGCAAAAUGGACGAGAACCGCUUUGUUGCAGUGACCAGCUCCAACGCGGCUAAGAUCUACAACCUGUACCCGAGGAAGGGGAGGAUCAUCCCGGGUGCAGACGCUGACCUUGUGGUCUGGGACCCAGAAGGGACCAAGACGAUCUCCGUGGAUACCCAGGUACAGGGCGGAGACUACAACCUGUAUGAGGGUCUCCGUUGCCAUGGGGUACCCCUGGUUACCAUCAGCCGUGGUCGUUUGGUGUAUGAAAAUGGAGUGUUUACAUGUUCCGAAGGUUCCGGGAAGUUCUAUCCUCUCAGAACCUUCCCUGAUUACCUCUACAAGAAGAUGGUACAGAGGGAGAAGUGCCAGGCCUUAAAGGCUGUGGAGCGUGAGCCCUACGAAGGAGACAUAGCAGUGAUGCAUUCUGGGAAAAAGGACAAUGGUCCAAGUGACGGGGACACUCCAACACGGCCGAACACCCGACAUGGAGGACAAAGAGAUCUACAUGAAUCCAGCUUCAGUCUCUCUGGUGCCCAGGUGGAUGACAAAAUCCCAAAGAGAUCCUCCGCAAGGAUUCUGGCACCACCAGGUGGUCGAUCAAGUGGCAUCUGGUAACUGUGGGGAAGACUAGUGAUUUCUGGAACAGUCACCGAACUUCUCAUUCCUGAAGGGAAGUUCAAAGCCAACCAAGACAACUGCUUGUUCCGUUCACCCAGAAAACAUAGACAGGAAAGAAAACCUCACAUUUUAUUUGAGAAACCGACACACAAAUUUAGUGUAUAUAUGAUGACAGGGUCUGAGUAACAUUUACAUUUAGUGACAUUGAUGUCAUUUUUAAAUGUCUGGUAAUAUGCCUGUAUGGUCGAAACUUGAACAAUAUUAGGCAUUACUUAAGUUAAGCAUUUAACAAUAAAAAAAAAAAGUGUUGACUAAAUUUGCACAGUGGCUACCAAGUUGCUAGUUUACUGUUUUGGAUAAAUGGAUGUAUGUUAGGAAAAGUGCUGUAUGUCAUUAUACACUAAUAGUCUUAGGAUGGGGGUGUUGAAAUAAUGAUUGGUUUACCUCACUGUUUAACUACAAUAUUGCACUUGUAUCAUGUACUACUCAGCUGCCUUUUCCUUACAUGAUUUUAUGUGUGACAAAACAACUUUUUCUACUGAUAGUGAACAGUCAUUAAUUCAUGUGAUUAGUUAUUUACUACACAGUAUCUUCAUGCACUUAACAUGAAAUAAGGUGGAUAUCUUGUGAUUUGGGGCUGAAUCACCUAUUUUCUGUUAGGUUUUCCUCUACAUUUUGUAUUCGUCUGACUGUUUUUGAUGAAAACUCAAGUCAAACUCAAGCUGGUACUUUAAAUGUGAUUUAUUGUUUGUUAAACAUGUUAUGUUACAAUGUUAUUCAAAAAGAUGUAAUUCCAUUUUAGAGCACUGUCAAAAGUAGAAUCAUGAGUCAUGAAUACCUAAAUGCGUAGGCUACGUAAUUGCUGAGUUUAUAUCUAUAUUCCUGUUUCCAUUUUAGUGUAGUGUAACUAUCUUUCUUCCUGCUCAUCUCAUCUCCCAUCAAUGUGAAUAGACUAAUGCUGUGUUUACUGUUUGUAUGUUGUGGUAUAGAACCUUUAUAUCUGAAGCACUGAUAUUACUAAUAUUUAGCAGCAUUCCUUGUUCAUGUGGCGAUAUGAUAUUACUUUACUUUUCUCGGUUAGCAACGAGCUAGCUCUACUCUGAAAUGCCUUGUUCUCACCAGAGAAGUCUCACAUUUACCAUAUCAACAGCCACUGGGGAUCAUAAUCUUAACGCUUGCAUUAUGUUGAUUCCUCAUAGGAUAUUGAAGCUAACUACUGAGCACAUACCACUUUUUUUUCAUUUUCCUUUUUUUGUUACAACAAUGAUGAAUUCUGGUAUUUACAUCUGGCACUGAAACAUUUUUGACAGGUUUUCAUACCUUUUGGGUUUCCCAGAUUGGAAUUUUAGAUUUAAAGUAGGGCUCUAUAUUGAUAAAUGACACACUGUUGGAUAAGAUAUAUGUUCUAUAAUUUGACUGAAUCUUGGGUAUCAUAAUGAAAAUGUCAGUGUUUUUAUGUCCUAAUGUCAUUCAGUGCACUGCCAUUAUAUUACUGGAUAGUAGGCUUAUUCAAGAGUGUAUAAAAAUGCACUGAUGAUUUUUCUGUUUCAAAAUGUCCAUUGUAAGCUACAGAGAACGUAUAAAUGGAUUUUUAUUUGUUAAGAGUAUACUUUGAAUAUUUUUUUUGUUAUACCAUAGUUCGAACCACACAAUACUAAACUGCAAUGUAAGAGGUCCUUACUGGUGCUGAAUAGCCUACUGUGUUUUCACUGAGGUUUGGUUUUAUCCUAUGUUCUUGCAGCUCUUUAUCACAUGAUUGAGUGCAAAUAAACCACACUGAAAUGUCA